AUAUAUCGAACUGAACUGAACAUAUGUCAGAUACGUGCUGCAUAAAUUCAACAAGAAUUUCAUGUUUCACAGAUAUCUAUUUGUUUCCCAUAUAUUACCGAAAUCACCGAGAAGUGAAGAAUAAAAGGGAAGUAAAGAAACAAGUUGAGGUUUCCAAAAACAACCGCAUCACAUUUUUCAACAUGACGAAUCCGUCGGAAUAUAGCCAAGCGAACAUGUUACGUACUUUCGUACAGUGCUUAAUUGACGAGUUCGAAGAAGAAAUAAGAUGUAUGUCAGGAAAGUGUAUAGACAUUGGUUGUGGUCCCGGUGACACUACAAAAGAUAUUCUCCUACCCGCACUCGACCCAAAAGCGGUAGUCACUGGUGUGGAUAUCUUGGAAAGUAUGAUUACGCACGCCAAGAAAGUAUACGGUGACGAGGUACGACUCAAUUUCGACAUACUUAACAUUGAAACAAAAGAGUUGCCAAAAAAAUAUAUUUCUCAGUACGAUCAUGCAUUCACAUUUUAUGUUCUGCAUUGGUGCCAAGAUAUUCGACAAGCAAUUGAGAAUAUCUAUCAUUUACUUCGACCUAGCGGAACUGUAUUAGCACUAACAGUCGUGUCUCAUGAUUUGUUUGAUAUCCUACACAAAUUGUCGCAAGAUGUACGCUACAAGUCACAUAUACAGCAUAAAAAUUAUUUUAUUCCGCCGUUUUACAACUCUCUUCAACCUCAGAAAGAAUUAAAAACAUUGCUCAAAAGUAUUGGCUUUAAUGUACUUCAUUGCAGCCAUCGUGAAAGAACAUUCCCCGCUAGAGAUAUUCGCCAAUUCGCAAGUAUGAUACUAUCUUUCGUGACACAAUUUUUGGGAAACAUGCCCCACGAACGAAUGGAACAAUUCAAAGAUGACUUUAUACGGGAAUAUAUAAGCAGAUUUGUCUAUAAAUGUACAUGCGGACAAAAUGAAAGGAUUGCAUCAGAUUUACACGAAGUAUUAGUUUUUUAUGCACAAAAAAAGUAAUGAUAUAUAUUUGUUAAGCAAAUCCGUUUGUUAUAGCCGUGCAAUCGUCGUUGAUGUUUAUAUUUACAUCAAAAUGAAGUACAUUUGUCUUUACUUUUCAUCAUUAUAAUUACCGUUAUUCCAUAAGCUACUUUAGUUAAGUUUAGAGUUAUAGAUUUAAUAAUACUUUGAUAUACAUGUAGUACGAAGAUACCAAUCAAGUUUAUACAUAUCUUAUUUAGAAAUAACGUACCGAAGAAUUAUAAUUAUAAUAAGUAGAUAUAGUUGCAAUAAAUGGGUAUGAUAUAAUAUGUACAUCGGUUAUAUUUGUAACAAUUGU
Molecule: messenger RNA, 1323 nt
Organism: Harpegnathos saltator (Jerdon's jumping ant)
Lineage: Eukaryota; Metazoa; Arthropoda; Insecta; Hymenoptera; Formicidae
Product: juvenile hormone acid O-methyltransferase
Exons: 5
Coding region: 24-1004 (326 amino acids)
Source: RefSeq, a predicted model, not a curated record